Drosophila takahashii is the source of this 1833-nucleotide messenger RNA. Lineage: Eukaryota; Metazoa; Arthropoda; Insecta; Diptera; Drosophilidae. The record is from RefSeq and is a predicted model, not a curated record.
AUGACCGAACAACUGUGGAUCAAACGGUUUGCCGCCUGUGAAGCCACUUUCCAAUCCCAAAUAGCCUCAAAUUCCGAGAAACAGAAUGCUUGGAGAAAGCAAUACCUGUUGCUGUGCCAACAAACCAGCCUCUGUACGGAUUCCACCCACUUUGCUGUUAUCAAAGAGCAUCAGGACAAGCAGCAAAAACACGAAUGUACCGAACAAACAAUGGUGGAGCGGAUAAAACGAUGCCAGGAAACAAUAAGGACGAGUCGCAGGACGAAAUCGGGGAUUACACGUGCAGGCUACGUGUUCGAAAUGCCCCGGAAUGCAGUUUUUGAGCCGGAAUGCAGGACCUCGUACGAGAGCUGCCGAAAAUUAGAGAUGACCAAAAGUGCCCUGCAAGCUCCUCCAAUGAAAUCACAUCCACAAUCCCAUCCUCUUAACGGCUUAGGCUCUCUCAAACCACAAGGGGCUGUUCCACCAUCAAGGACCAAUUCAGCUCCUUCCAGUAUCAAUAGGCAGCAGGAACCACCGGAGGAUCCAUCCCAAAGCGGCUACGGCUUUCGCACGGCCCGGGAGCAACUAAUCCUGGAUGAUUUGAAGAAAAACAAGCAUCAGGCUGCGAGCAAACCACCCAGUUCAGCCCCAUCCGACAUGAUGAACUUCAGGAAAAAAACUCUGGGUGGAAAACGCACUGUUAGCUCGAACUUUGUUUCGCCCUUGGUUAGCAAUGGGAACUCGACUAGCCCCAACGCAGGAAACAUACCGACCGCCCUGGCCCAUUUAGAUCCCAAGAUGGUGGAGCAAAUUCUCGGAGAAAGCAUGCAUGAUUUCAAACCAGUCGCUUGGGAAGAUAUUGCCGGACUGGAAUCUGCCAAGUCCACAUUCCUAGAAGCCAUUAUAAUGCCACUCCGGCGGCCGGACUUGUUCACUGGGGUGCGUUGUCCCCCCCGGGGGGUGCUCCUCUUCGGACCACCCGGCACUGGCAAGACCCUAAUAGCCAAGAGCAUUGCCUCCCAAGCAAAGGCCAAGUUUUUUAGUAUCAAUCCAUCCUCUCUGACCUCCAAGUGGGUGGGCGAAGCCGAGAAGCUGGUUAAGACACUGUUUGCCGUGGCCGCUGCACAUCAACCCGCUAUUAUCUUCAUUGACGAGGUCGAUUCCCUGCUGUCAAAGCGUUCGGGCAACGAGAACGAGAGUACUUUGCGCCUGAAGAACGAGUUUCUGAUCCACUUGGAUGGCGCUGCUAGUAACGAGGAAAUCCGAAUCCUGGUCAUAGGAGCCACCAACCGCCCACAGGAAUUGGACGAGGCAGUGCGUCGAAGAUUUGUGCGUCGCUUGUACGUGCCGCUGCCAACGGAGGAGGCGCGUCGGAAAAUCGUGGAAAAGAUACUCCGACAGGUGAAGCACAGCCUCGACGCUACGGAAAUAAACGAGCUGGCUGAGCUCACGGAUGGCUAUUCCGGAGCAGAUGUGGACACGCUGUGCCGCUACGCUUCGAUGGCUCCCCUUCGCCUGCUGACACCCGACCAAAUGGAGGUCAUCGAAACGCAUCAGCUGCCCGCCGUCACCAUGAAGGACUUCCAGCAGGCCUUAAGGGUUAUAUCUAAAAGUGUUUCCGCCGAAGACUGCAAGCAGUUUGAGGCCUGGAAUGAUGUGUAUGGCGUACGUCAUUAAGCACAAGGAGGACUUUUUAAAUAGAAUUUUAUUAAUACUUUGAAGUAACGCAUGAACGCUAAGUAAAGUCUAACAAUUAGAUGUGAAAUACAAUUAAUUUCAAUAUAUUUCCAGUGUUUAAAACUCACAGCACAUCAAAAACUACGUUCGUAUACGGCAGAUCUUAAUUACCUA